Messenger RNA from Ogataea philodendri, 4713 nucleotides. RefSeq lists its product as uncharacterized. The transcript has a single exon. NCBI's taxonomy places the organism in Eukaryota, Fungi, Ascomycota, Pichiomycetes, Pichiales, Pichiaceae. Gene Ontology annotation, biological process: transcription initiation at RNA polymerase II promoter. Gene Ontology annotation, molecular function: chromatin binding; RNA polymerase II general transcription initiation factor activity; transcription cis-regulatory region binding. Bases 1 to 4713 code for a protein of 1570 amino acids. Gene Ontology annotation, cellular component: transcription factor TFIID complex. The record is from RefSeq and is a predicted model, not a curated record.
AUGUCGCUUGACCAUCCCUCGGUGAACUCCCGGUUUACUCCAAGGACUCAUGCGACUCCAAGAAAACACCACAAGUACGACGUCGACGACGUUCCUUCACAGCCCUUCAAAAUAGGGUAUCAGAAGGUGACUCUCGAUGUUGACUUGGCCGAACAAACGGUGCAUGGUGAAACAGAAUUGACGGUUCUUCCGCUCAAUUCAGGCGUGCGACAGGUGAAACUGGACUGUCGUGGAAUUCAGAUCCAGUCCAUCACGGUCAACGGGAAAAAUGCUAGCUAUUUCUACCAAGACUAUUUUCAAAACGAUGAGUAUCUAAACGACACCGACAACCCAGUUUUGCAAAAUUAUAAAUACGAUCCGACGUUCGACACGCAGUCGGAAACAAUUGGUGUUUCCCAACAUCAUCUGUACAGAUCCAAGUUCUAUCCGUUAUUUUCUGAUCAAAAUAACCAAGACGACUCUGCAUCGUCGUAUCCUGAAAAUACGUCAGAAUUGAUCGUCUACGUUCCAGACUCCAUAAAACUCAAGCUACAAGACCCCUCCAAACAAAACUUCUCGCCAAAUGUGAAUUCGGUGAAAACUCACACGCCAGUCAAUACAAAUGCCUUGAUGAAUUCCGAUAAAGUGUACAGUCCACUUAACGUGAAGAUUAAUUACGUGGUGCGCAAUUCCAAAAAUGGACUCCUGUUCCAUGGAGGUAACGGAACUACAAUACCAAAAGACCAGUGGUAUUGUUAUACGUCCAAUGAUAACCUUGGCUGCAGUGCAAGCUCAUGGGUUCCCUGUAUCGACAAUUUCUACGAAAAGCCAGCCUGGGAUAUUAAUAUAAUUGUUCCCAAGACAGUUGGCGAUAUUGGCGAAACCAAACUAGUUGGAUCUGAAGCUGCAGCAAAGGCUUUAAAACGGUUUGACGUUGAGGAAGAGGAAGAGGAAGAGGACGACCAAGGAAACGCAUCCACCGGGCAAGAACAGCGCAGUGAAACUCCUAUAGUUGUUGCUGUUCCUGAUUUGAUCAGCUCCAAAGAGCUGGCAUCUCCAUUGGACGUGGGCAAGAAAAUAGUGAAUUUCCAGUUCUAUAAUCCAGUGUCACCUCACCAUCUUGGUUUCGCGGUUGGUGCCUUUGAGCAAUGCUCGAUAUUGGAUGUUAAACCAGGAACUGACGAGUUGGUUCCUUCGACUGCUCUUGCAAACUCCGCAGAAAAUGAUAUUAACAACCCUGUGAAUUUCUCGGCGGAGUCAAACUCAAGCAAAGUCCCAACAAUGCUGUACUAUCUUCCUGGGCGCAAAGAAGAAGUUUUGAAUACUACAGUGGCCAUGUACAAAAUGUUUGAUUUCUAUUCGAAAGAAUUCGGAUCGUUCCCGUUCCCGAGCUACACCAUGGUGUUUAUAGAUGAUAUGGUGUGCGACACUUGUGGAUUUGCUGGAAUGACUGUUGUCUCAUCGAAACUCUUAUAUGGUCCGAAACUGAUUGAGCCUGUGUUUCCUGUCACCGAGAAAUUGGCCGUUGCUCUUUCGGAACAAUAUUCUGGAGUCAACGUGCUACCAAAGUCGUUCAAUGAUUUUUGGCUCGUUAUUGGUAUAUCCUACUUUAUGGCUGGUCAAUUCUUGAAAAAGCUUUUUGGUGUCAACAAAUACAGAUACGAGGUCAAGCUGAGAACCGACAUUUUGUGUGAGGUUGAUGUUGGACAGCGGCCCCUUGCCAACCAACUGUUCCGGUUCCCGGUCAGUAUUGACCAGGACAUGAAAUUCAUCAAGUUGAAGGCUCCUCUCAUCAUGUUCGUGUUGGACAGACGAAUGACAAAAACUGACAAGUCCUUUGGAUUAUCACGGGUGAUCCCAAAGAUUUUCUUGCAGGCGAUGUCCAGCGAUCUUGUGAACGGCAAUUGUCUCUCGACUGCCCAUUUUCACCACGUUUGUGAAAAGGUUGCACAUCACAAGCUCGAGUCUUUCUUCCAAAACUGGGUUCAUAGCUGUGGAGUUCCUGUCUUUUUGGUGACACAAAGAUUCAAUAAAAAGAGGAUGUUCAUCGAGAUGAGUAUCCGACAAAUUCAAAGGGACAACAAGCUGGAUGCCGACGACGAGCUACAGCUGAAAUCAAGUGCUACAGAGAGACUUCGUAAGCAGUACCAGCGGGACAAUUUUGUUGAUGACGCAAACAAGUAUCUUUCAGAGGAAGAGGCCAUGACUGUUCCUGGUGUCUUCACAGGACCAAUUACUAUUCGUAUCCACGAAGCUGACGGAACUCCAUAUGAGCACAUUGUCGACAUCAAAGACGCAGUGACAAAGUUGGACAUCCAGUACAACACCAAGUACAGAAGAUCCAAGAGAAGAAAGGAAGAGGAUCAGGAAGAAGCCGAAAGAAAAGAGCGUGAACGUGAAAAGAGAGAACGGGACAAGCUGAGAAAGGAAAGAGAGAAAGACAAGUUGCGUGGUGAUGAUGAUGAGCCGACCGUGAAGAAAUUGGGUGACGUUUUCAUGAAACCCAAAGAUCUGGAAGAUUGGGGAUUUACUGAGAAACAGAAAGUGGAAGAAAACGAUUAUGAGAUCUUGGGAGAUGCGUUUGAAUGGCUGCGUGUGGACGCAGACUUUGAAUGGAUUUGCAAGGUUCACAUCAAUUUGAACGAGAAUAUGUUUGAGUCGCAACUUCGUCAAGAUCGAGACGUGGAAGCCCAGCUGGAAAGUGUCAAAUUCUUCUCCGAGUCGUUGAGACCUUCACUCUAUUUUGCGACUGUGUUGAUGAGAACAAUCCUCGAUAGCAGAUAUUUUUAUGGUGUCCGAGCAGAAGCUGCACUGGGACUUGCUAAAUUCUCCAAAGAGGACAACGACCAUUUGGGUAUGCGGUUUUUGUUGAAGGCCUACAAGUACUUCUUCUGCUACAACAACAAAAUCACCCAUGGGUAUCCGGAGUUGGAGCCAACGGAGUAUUUGCCUUUACCAAAUGACUUUUCUGAGUUCAGCAACUAUUUCGUGAUGAAAGCCAUCGUUUCGGGAUUGUCCAUGGUUACAAAUAAGAAUGGAGACAGUCCAAUUGAGCUGAAGGAAAUCAUGCUCAACAUUUUGAAAUUCAACGACAAUAACAACAACUACUUGGACGACUCGUUCUAUAUUGCUGAGUUUAUUAAUUGUCUCACCAAUCUCAUGGUCAGUUCCGGCAAGUGGAUUCCGAAUCACAACGAGUCUCAUGUGGAGAUGGAUCAGAGAAAUAUUUCGGAUCCUACAGAGAAGUUCCUGAUUGGAGCCAUGGUGGAAAUUAACAGAUGUGCCAAAAUGGACCAAUGGUCACCAUCUUACGAGCAUAUUGUUACCACCACCAUGAUCCACGAAAAGGUGAGACUCGCGUCUUUGGGGCUGGUUGAGUUGUCAUACAUUGACCUCAUUCCUUAUACAAGACCCAAUUAUGACGUGAAUAUCCGGUUGAAAGCGUUUGAAGGACUUUUACUUCUUGGAGGACUAAAGAACUCGCACAUUUUAUCGCUGUUCUUCACCACUUUGAAACUUGAUACGUCACACUAUCUCAAGUACCAUAUGGCUCUUGUUCUGAUGAAGGCUGUAGGCUCUGCGGCUGUGGAUGGUGUCAUUUCGAAUCUGGAAGACGACGAGUUCUUCAAUGCUAGAAAGAACAACCCAGACGACCAAAAUGGCGGGCUUGUGAUUGUGGACGAGAAUGGAGCCGGCGGCGACAUGAGUGCAAGAAGAGACCAGCUCUCUCGACUGACGAUGAAAGGUGCGCUUGAAGUGUUGAGACGGGAUCUGGGAAUUGGAUCGGGACUACGCAAAGAGCUCUGGGAAGCUCUACACUCGUGUUUGUUGUCUGUGAGCGUGAAAAGGAACCUGUUUGAUAUCACAGAAGUGAUUUUCCCAGCCAUUGACUCUUACAAGGUCACUACCAAGCUGCCGAAUGAGAGAAAGCUCGUUGCCAAGAUCACUGAUGUUAGUAUUGAGCCACAGUCCGAGACUUUUAAGGUGGUGUUCAAGAGACAGGGAAGAUUCAAGCUUCAAAUCCCAACAAUCAAGUUGAAGGUGACGGACAAUUCGAGCUCUCGGUCAACGUUGAAAUUGAAACGGUCGUCGAUUUCAGAGCCAGCAUUGAAACCUGCGAAAGCUCCAAAGGAGAAAUUUGAGGUCAAGUUCAAGUAUAGAAAGCUCAACUCGACUACGCGUAAACGCGUUGCCUACGACAUUAUCCAUCAGGACGAAGAGUUACCGCUACGCUAUGUCAAGUUCAAGAUGUUUGAGAAGAAAGUUAUUGUCUCUAGCGACGAGAACUUUGGAAAUCCAAACACGUUUAUCGUGAAACUCAAGGUUGGAGACAAGCUACGUAACCUCAUGGGCCCAGUGAAGCCUGAAGUUGUGGAAGAAGUUCCUCCGGCCGGAAACGGUGUCCAUGAUAGUGUUCCAGAAACUGCUGCUGUGGCUGCUGUGGUUGAACUGCCUACGCCUGCUCCCGAGGAUACUUCUCUGCCAGCAACCGCAAAUGGUGAAAAGCCUCCAGAAACCAAGAUCGAUGGACCCGUUGAGAUCCCAGCCGAGGUUCCAGCCGAAGACUCGGUUGAAACCGCUGCGGUCACCGAGCCUCCAGCACCAUCGGUGGAAGAGCGCAGAGCCGAGAGCGCCCCGGUGGUAGCCUCUGAAGCUGUCACUGAGCCACCAAAGGAGAAAAAACAGAGCUCGGCGUCGCCAGCUCUGCCAAAAAUAAAGUUGAAGCUGAAAUGA